AUGUCAGAUACAGAGAAUAGUGUUAGUACAAGUACAGGUACAAGAACAAGUACAGACACCAAUAAUGUACCUCCUGUGACAGGAAGAGGAAGAGGAAGACCAAGAGGUAGUGGGAGAGCGAGGGGAAGGGCAAGAGGUAGAGGUACAGGUAGAGGAAGAGGAAGACCAAGAGCAACUAGAAAGAUGUCAGAUGAUGAAGACUCUGAUAUUUCUGAAGAGGACAAGUAUUCAUCUCACCAAGACAAUAAUGAUGAUGAGAGUGAAUCAUCAAACUCCUCCUCAUCAGCUGACAACGAUGAUGACGACGAUACCACCAAGUCUGGCAGCGACACUGACGAUGAAAUAUCUGGGUUAGCGUCAACAUCAGAUGAUGAUGAAGUAGAUCUAUCAGAUGACGACGACGAUGAUGACGAUGACGACAUUACCGAUGAAAUAGAUGAUAGCAGUUCAACACUAUCGUCGACCACUACAACAACAACAACACCACCUCUGAUCAUCAGAGGUGAUGGUGGCAAAGGAUCAGAACAAGUAGACUCGACAACUGGUAGUAGUGGUGAUGGUAGUAGUACGGGAGACCAAUCAAAUCAAAGUGGUCCACGUACAAGAAGAAUGCGAUUGUUUAGAUGUGCAUCUACUAAAAAGGUGUGUUCUAAAAGACCGAUUGAUGGAUACAUGUAUUGUGGCAAACACAUUCUCGAAGACACAAAUGCACCCUAUUCUCAAUGUGACUUUAUCUCCAAGUCACACAAGAGAUGUAUUGCUGCCAUUCUCUCGAGUGAACCAUCGCCACGAUACUGUCGUCCACAUCAUCAAAUUGUCGACUUGAUGAAUCAAAAGAAACGAACCAUACAAGAUUCUUCCAAAGCUACCAAUCCUCAUAUCAAACGUAUUAAAACAACUCUUGCUAAACAUGGUAUAAUGAGAGGUUCAUAUUAUGAUUUAUGGAAAAAACAACAACAAAAGAAACCAAAUCAAAAUAUAUCACAAGAUCAUCAAACCAACAUUGAACAACAAAUGACAAUAGAACAAUCAAUGAAACAAGAAAAUGAUCAACAACAAGAUUUAUUGGCGAUGACGACAACGACAACAACAAAUCAACCACCAACAAUAGAUCAACCUACAACAAUAUCUACAAUAGAUCAUCUUGGAUUGGUUGAUGAUCAAGAAAUAGUAGAUGGAUAUUAUCAAUUAAUGGAUGGGGAUAGAGAAGGAUUAUUCUAUCCAUCUUCCAAUCUAAUAAGUGAUACUAUAAAUAAUCAAGAGAUUUAUGAUAGUUUUAAUGAAGAAUAUUAUCUAUCAUCAAUCUCUACAUUGGCAGAAGAAGAAUGGAUUCAACGUAGAAGACUAUUUAAAGAAAGAAUGAGAAUGUUAAGAAGACAUUAUAUUCUAUCAACUAAUAAUAAUAAUAAUAAUAAUAAUAAUACUCAAUCAAUGGAAAUUGAUAAUAAUAAUAAUGUAAAUAACAACUCAAAUAAUCAUUGUUUCCAUAAAGAAUGUAUAAUACCUCAUUUACCAUUAUCAAAGUUUUGUUAUGCUCAUAUAUUAGAAGAUAGUAAUCAAAAAUUAUUUGUUGGAUGUAAUUAUAGAAUUGGAGGAGGACGUGAUAAAUGUAAUUAUCCAAUUUUAAAAUCACAAAUACCAAGUUUAUGUACCAAUCACUUGGAUAUUAUCAAACAACCCGAUAGUAUCUAUGUUACAACAGGAAAGAAAAAACGAUUAAAAGAGUAUCUCACCAAACAACACCCAAUCUUAAUUGAACAAUUUCAUCAGAAAUCAAAACUCCAACAACAACAGCAGACUAUUGACCAAAGUCAGUGA
Molecule: messenger RNA, 1818 nt
Organism: Cavenderia fasciculata
Lineage: Eukaryota; Evosea; Eumycetozoa; Acytosteliales; Cavenderiaceae
Exons: 3
Coding region: 1-1818 (605 amino acids)
Cellular component (GO): nucleus
Source: RefSeq, a predicted model, not a curated record